AUGGACAACUACCAGCUGAUGAAAGUGGUGGAGCUCGAGCUGCGCAAGCAGCAGAAGCGAAUACGAAGGAAGCAGAGGGAGGAGGAACGCGAACGGCGCAAGAUGCGUCGAGCCAGCCGCGACCUGGGGAACAAGCAGAUCUACCGACGUGAGCCCUCCCUGCCCACAUCAAACAGCCUCACCCCUUCAUCAUCUGCCGGCGGUCUGCCGCCUCUGAGCUUCGUAGGGCUGCGGCGACCCAGCGGGCCAGGGGGCGACAGCGAAUGGAGCGGGAGCGAGGAUGCUCAGUCCCAUUUCAUGAUCCAGCGGGACAUCAUCCCUUCGCCCACCACCAGCGAAUGCAAUUUCAUGAGCGACGACGAAUUCAGAGGCGAAUUUCGAUUCGGCGAUGAGGACUUUGCCGAGGAGGACGACGAUGGCGACGAGGAGGAGUGGGAACGAAGCGAUGAUGACGAUGAUCUGGGCACCGACGAGGAGACAGAUGAAGAGGACUACUACGAAGAGGAAGACGACGACGAGGGCACCCCUCGCCACUCUCCGCUGCAGUACAAGGCGGGUGGGGAGGGCAUACUGCUGCGCCUGUCGGCCACGAGGGAGAGCCCGACGGGACUGCUGCGCCCGGGCGACAGCCCGCGAGGCGGCGCCAUCACGAUGCAGCAGAGCGACGACGCCCACAUGGCCAAGUGGCGCAAGUGGGAGCAAAAGCAGCGCGCCCACGGCACACACGCCGCCGGAAGCAGCGAUGACCGAUCGGCCGGGAGCGAGGAGGAGGCGGAGAGCGAGCUGCGUGCGCGGGAGACGAUGAUGUCGACGCUCAAGGCCACCAUCGAGGGGAGGCGCCUCAAGGGAGCGCCCGGCAGCGAAAACCACCACCAUCAUCAUCAUCAUCACCAUCCCCAGCACCAGCACCAACAAGGGGGACACAUCGAGCGGGUCAAGAGCGGGGUCGACCACGACCGUGUCGACGCCGCGCGUGUCGUGCGGCGUACGCGGAGCGCGAGCGAGAAGAACGAGCUGGCCAACCACCUCAACAGCAACAACCAGAACAACGGCAGCAACGGCGGUUCGCUGCACGCCGCGAGCGAUGACGUGCCGCAGAUCCGGGUGAGCGGCGACUGGGGCGUCCAGUGGCUGCGACGAGAGGGGAGCAUGGACGACUAUGACGACGACGAGGAUGACAGAGUGAUGCUCGUGCCCGAGUUCGAGGAGGACGGGGUGGCCGAUGGCGGGAAGAUCUUCUUCAUCCCGUUCGAAAGCGGCAGCGGCGACGUGCCCCUGCCCGCGCUGAGCGAGAGCCAGGUGAAGCGCUUCAUCGGCCACGCCCUCAAGGCCGUCCAGCGUACCGAAGACAGCGAGCGAGCCAGCGACAGAGGAGCAGCAAAAGAAGAAGAAGAAGAAGAAGAAGUGAAAGAAGAACCGAGAGACGGAGGAGAGGUGGAGCGUAGCACGAGCACGGACGACGACGAUGACGAAAACGCCGACCCGCACGACCACGACCCACCGCCGCCGCUGCCGGCGCCGCAGCCAAAUCCCGAGACGGAGACGGGGACGGCCGACGAAUCGCAGGACGGUGAGCUGCGGCCCGGCACCAGCGUGGACGUGGAGCCGGCGAACACAAAUGGAGGAGAGGCGCAGGCGGAGCAAGCAUCGACGUCACCGGGCAGCUGCGCAGAGGCCCCCGCGGAGCACGAGCAAGAGGACGACGACGAGGAGGAGGCGAAGAGCACGAGCAGCGUUACGCCGGAACACCACCAACAACCACAACAGCCAGAAUUGCAACAACCGCGGUCCGAGGAGAGCGACGAAACGACCAACACGGAGGGCAGGAGGUCGCCACCGACGCCCGUCGACGGGCUCGCGAGUGUCACCGCUGGACCAAGCGGGCAACCACCGCAGCCGCUGCCGGAGCCGCAGCCGGUAGUGCACGUGGGGAUCGUGGCCGUGCCUCACCAUCACGUGGACCCGGCCGCCCUCCACAACCACACCACCACCACCACCAACAGCAACACUACGAAGGGGAUCGACGAGCCCUGGACCACGACCACCGAGCAGGCGGCCACCGCCACCAUCGAUGACAAGCUCGCCGGGCAUCGACAAAGUCGCCACGAGGCGCCGACGGCUACGGCGACCACGACUACCACGACCACCACGACUCAGACACGAGAGCAGAGGCGGAGGGAGAAGGGCAAGGAGAAGAUCGACGACGACGAGCUGAAGGGUGAAAGCGGUGGCGGCCACCACGACCACAGCAGCGUUUCUGCGGCGGCGGCGGCAGCUGGCGGCAACGUGCGGCGCGCGACGGUGCUGCCGCGGCCAACAGCCCCUGCUGCGAGUGCGACGACGGGAGUGGACGGCGGCGCGGCGCGGAAGGACUGGGUGUGGGAUCGGGAACACAGAGACGCGUCGCCGCGGGAAGGCAGCCACGCCCACCUCCGUGGGAGCGGUGGCUCCAGUGGGACACGAUCACCGCGCGAGGGCGCCACCAAGCGGAGUCCGCUGCUGGGGCGCGACGACCCCCAAGUCGCCGUUGCCGCCACCAGUUGCCUCUCCUGUACAUUAUCCUGA
Acanthamoeba castellanii str. Neff is the source of this 2565-nucleotide messenger RNA. RefSeq lists its product as uncharacterized. The record is from RefSeq and is a predicted model, not a curated record. The transcript has 3 exons. NCBI's taxonomy places the organism in Eukaryota, Discosea, Longamoebia, Acanthamoebidae. Bases 1 to 2565 code for a protein of 854 amino acids.